Messenger RNA from Vicia faba (fava bean), 618 nucleotides. The record is from the annotation of a GenBank genome assembly. Lineage: Eukaryota; Viridiplantae; Streptophyta; Magnoliopsida; Fabales; Fabaceae.
AUGAAAGAUUACCCGAGCACAAAGAGCAACAAUCAGUCGAGGAGAAAAAUGCAUAAAAAGCAAGACCAAUUGAAGGAUACAAAGUCUAGUACAAGAUGGUACAUUGGUGAAAGUUCAAAGGGGAACCAAGAUAAGGAAGCCAUAGGAAAAUAUAAAAAGACUCUUGAACACACAUGGAGAGAAAACAAACACAAAAACAAGGGCAUUAUAAUUAAGGAAAACAACAAUUAUAGUAGGAAUGAUAAAGUGAAAGAAGGGUACAACAACAACAACAAAAAAAAUAACCAAAGUGGCAACAACAUAAGUAAUAAUGGAUAUUACCUGAGCGAGAAUCAGCUAGUCAACGAAGCUAAGCCAAGUCAAGCAACCACUCAUACUCUUUGUAAUCAGAAAACUAGAAGUAGUGGUAUAUGCAAUGAAAACAAUGUCGUUAGUCAGAAUAAAUUGAAGGAAGGUCAAAAUAAGGUAAACAAUAAACAUGAAAAAGCAGAUAUUAAGGAUCUUACAGGGAAGACGGGGAAGAAUGGCAAAGCAAAAGCAAAAGCUGAAGAGCACAAGUGGUCUGGAAAAUGCACUGAUGAUUCUGAGGAUCAACCAACAGGGAACCAAAUAAGGUAA